Oncorhynchus keta (chum salmon) is the source of this 5026-nucleotide messenger RNA. RefSeq lists its product as uncharacterized. Gene Ontology annotation, biological process: negative regulation of DNA-templated transcription; regulation of transcription by RNA polymerase II. Gene Ontology annotation, molecular function: transcription corepressor activity. Bases 350 to 3340 code for a protein of 996 amino acids. The transcript is spliced from 12 exons. Lineage: Eukaryota; Metazoa; Chordata; Actinopteri; Salmoniformes; Salmonidae. Gene Ontology annotation, cellular component: histone deacetylase complex; transcription regulator complex. The record is from RefSeq and is a predicted model, not a curated record.
UGAGAUCAGGGGUUUUGAGAGAGCGACAGCGAACCCAGCUCCUACGAAACUCCCUCCCACACGUACGUACGUACAGACAGACAGACAGACACAGACCACACACAUGUAGCAGAGCUGUGCCGUGAUCACGCUGAAAGGAUGAAUGGUUGAGUCUGAGAACCAGUUACUACCUGGAUCGGCGGCUGACAGAAUUAGGUCAAUGACAUGUUUAUGGGGUUUAUUGGGUGAAACUUGACCGACCUCGUCACUUCAGGCGUGCCGACCUGUCGAGGGUUGAUGGGUGAUCUUAUUCGGUAGGUUCCCGUCAAACCUGAAGAGCACAGAACCCAGAGAGACCAGAGUCUACCCUAUGGCUGAGAGAACACCCCUCCAACCUCCAACUCCCCAGCCUUACCAGGACCCAUGCCUCCAGCAUCACUCCCACCACUUCCACCCCAGUAUCGGGAGCCCCAGUCUGGACCAGACAUCUUACCACCACCCUCUGGAGCUCCAGAUUCCCCUGGAGCAAUAUGGGGGAACUGGAAUAGAGGCAGCACCCAGGACCCCUCUACCCGAUUCAAGCCCCUAUUAUGGGGGGAGCAGAGACAGCUACAGUGGUGGGGGGGGUGGAAGAGGAGGUUAUGUAGACAUUCCUGGACAUAGCAGAGGUGAUAACUGUAGUGAUGUUGAUGGUAGAGAUGGUUGUUUUGUAGCGCGGAAAGCUAGCUACAGUAAUAGGGGGGUUGCGGAUGAUGUUGUAGGUCAAGGGGAUGAUUUCGGCAGCCAUUUUGAAAGUCAGAGCCUUGCCUAUGCUAGCCAGAGGGAUGAGGGCUGUGAUGGGGAUGACAGCAGCGCCAGCGGUAUUGGUGUUGACAGAAUAGAUGAUGAGGGCUGUAUAAAGGAUGAUGUCUUUUACAGAACGGAUGAAGGCUGUAACAGCAGUAGGGAUGAUGUUUUCUACAGCAACAGUAGAGAUUAUGGGUGUGAGGAGAAAACGGACGAGGGGUCUAACACUAGGGAUAAGGUCUUUUACAGAAUGGAUGAAGUCUGUCGUAACAGGGAUGACGUGUUCUACAGCAGAGAUUAUGUGUGUGAAGAGAGGCGAGAUGGCAACAGUGGUUAUAGAGACACCACUACCGGUAGCCAUGAUGGUGGAAACAACAGAGUUGAUCAUCUCUAUAAUGGUAGCGAUAUCUUUGACGAUAAAGGAAAGAGGGAUAGUUUGAGAAGGGUUGAUGAUUUUGGGGAUAAAAGGUCCAACCUGGAUCCUCCAGAGGCCCAGUUCAAGCCUGGGUUUUGGGUGAGUCCCUCUCCCACAGAUCAGUGUUCUGUGGCUUGGGAAGGCAGUGAGAAGGGUGGGGGGUACCCCAAGGAUUGGGCAUCUCUGUACUCCUAUUCCCAGGCAGCAAGUGGCCCUAGCGGUGGUGGCGUUGAGGUGUACCGGCAAAAACUGGACUCGUUUUCAGAGGCGUUCUUCGUCAGACGCAACGUCGCCGGCAACAGAAUUCCGAAUGGGAAUUCCGGAAGUGGAGUUUUAGGAUUCGAAGCGGGAGGAGGAAGCACAGGAUGGAUCAAAGCGAGUGCUUACAAUUCACUCACAGACUCUUCCACUCUCCCUCAUCAUCCUCACCCCUCCCCCCUGCUCCUUAGCCCUCCUCCCUCCCCUCUCCCCACUCCCAAACUCACCAUGACCCCUUCUCUCGGGACAGUUGAACUAACCCAGACCCCAGGGGAGGAUUGUAGUGGAACAGUCCAGUUUUACCCCUCCUCUCACCAUCCACUCCACACUACCCACCCAUCCACCGUCAUGUGGAAGCUCCCACCCUGUCAUUGGCUGCAGCAGUCAGGUGACGUGGGUGUCGUCGAUGGCAACCCCUCAAGCGCUGGCCACGUCUACUGCCAGGAGGCAGUGUUGACUCAGAGACAUGUUCACCAGGACAAUGAGAAGAAUACAGGUCACUAUAGUUUUCAAACUCCGGUACAAUCAAACGUCGUCUCUGCCUCACCCCUUCACCUAUCCUCUCUUCCCUCCCAGCCCCCCAGUGGACUGCCACAGCAUGGAGCAGCACCCCUAGUGGUGUUUAGAGGUAUUCCCUUCCUUAGUCCGCUCCAGUCUCGUAGAGGAGGAGGGCAGAGGGGAGUGGAGCGGAUUGGGAGAGGGCUCCACUACACCCCUCGACCUAUGCUGAAUCCCCAACGCAGGGGAACGGGGCUCCUCUCCUCCCUCAUCCCACCUUCAGCUGGGGAACGAGGGAUGGGAAGGAUGACUAAAGAGGAGAAGGGAUAUUUUUUACUUCCGUGUAUCAACGUGGGUCGAGGGUUCCAGGCUGAGCUGCCAUGUUGUCGAGAGAGGGAGGAGGGUUCAGGGGCGUGGCCAGAAGAAUCACCAUCCAAUGAAAAGUUGCUCUGGAAACCGUGGGAGGAGCUUCAGAGGAGUUCUGUAAUUCAGGAAGAAGUGGAGGCGGUGUUGUCGUUGUGUAAUUCUAGCUGUCUACCAGGAGGGGGCAGCAACACAGAACUGGCUCUACACUGUCUCUACCUCUGUCAUGGAGAUGCACUGGCCACGUUGGAGAGAUUAUUCUUCUCGAACCCAUCAACAGCAGUAGACUACCAUUACGCUGGUAGUGAUGUGUGGCAGCAGCCUGAGAGGUCUCUGUUCAGUAAAGCAUUGACGACCCACGGCAAAGACUUCUCUCUCAUCCAACAAAUGGUGCAGACUAAGUGUGUGUCUCAGUGUGUGGAGUUCUACUAUCUCUCCAGGAAACUUCCUGACAAACAGAGAAAACAGAGGGAGCAGACGAGUGUGGUGUCCCUCCCUAAACCUAUGGAACAGGUGGUACCAGCCCCGUCAUUGGCUACCAGCUUCCCCUGUAAGCAGUGUGGAAAGAUGUUCUAUAAGAUAAAGAGUCGUAACGCCCAUAUGAAGAUCCAUAGGCAGCAGCAGGAUGACUGGAGACACCCCCCAGGCCUCGUCAUCAACCUAGCCCAGAACGUCACCCCCAACCUGGGAACCAAUCUACCCCAGCUCCAGGCUUCAGGUCGGGCCUACCUCCCAGGUCCCAUCAACAACAACAACAGCAACCACCACACUGGUGGCGCUCACACCACCAUCAUCAUCAACGACAACAUCAGUGAUCCAAACAUUCCAAACACCAAUUCCAUGACCAAUAGCAACAGUGUCAGUGUCAUCGACCGCACCCCUAAUCAGAGAGGACACGCCCCCCUCCUCUCUGUCCAGCAAUCGUGGGACUUGUUUCAGUUUAACUCUAAUCCUGCUGCAGGGUUCUACUAUGACCCGGAAGUGAAAGGAGCCCAGGGGGUCACGGUGGGAGGGGUGAAAGGUCAAGUCCUCUGGCAGUAGAGUUCUGGAAUCAGGAUGAAUAGAACUGACAUGUAUAGGACUACAUUCACAUUUUGCACCAUGAAAAGCAUUUAAAAUAUAUAAAUAUAGUGAGAAAUCUGUAAAUGAUGUUUAAUACCUAUUUAAAUGUUUUGAAUUUCAAUUUUUAUUAAAAUUGUUUUUUUGUAUCUCUCUUGAUCCACCUUUUACUUUCCCGCUCAAAAACAGACAUCCAUCUAACCAACCAACCAACCCGUUCUCCAUCCUGACAUCCAUCUAACCAACCCGUUCUCCAUCCUGUGCCUAAAUGGGAACAUAUAGACAUACAGUACCAGUCGAUAGUUUGCACACACUUGUCAUUCUCUCAACCAGCUUCAUGAGGUAGUCACCUGGAAUGCAUUUCAAAGAACAGGUGUGACUUGUCAAAAGUAAAUGUGUGGAAUUUCUUUCCUUCUUAAUGUGUUUGAGCCAAUCAGUUGUGUUGUGACUAGGUAGGGCUGGUAUACAGAAGAUAGCCCUAUUUGGUAAAAGACCAAGUCCAUAUUAUGGCAAGAACAGCUCAAAUAAGCAAAGAGAAAUGACUGUACAUCAUUACUGUAAGACAUGAAGGUUAGUCAAUUUGGAGAAUUUAAAGAUCUUAGAAAGUUUAUUCAAGUGCAGUCACAAAAACAGUCAAGCGCUAUGAUGAAACUGUCUCUCAUGAGGACCGCCACAGGAAAGGAAGACCCAGAGUUCCCUCUGUUGCAGAGGAGAAGUUCAUUAGAGUUAACUGUCUCUCAUGAGGACCGCCACAGGAAAGGAAGACCCAGAGUUCCCUCUGCUGCAGAGGAUACGUUCACUAGAGUUACCAGCCUCAGAUUGCAGCCCAAAUAAAUGCUUUACAGAGUUCAAGAAACAGACACAUCUGAACAUCAACUGUUCAGAGGAGACGGUGUGAAUCAGGCCUUCAUGGUCAAAUUGCUGCAAAGAAACCACUACUAAAGGACACCAAUAAGAAGAGACUUGUUUGGGCCAAGAAACACGAGCAAUGGACAUUAGACCGGUGGAAAUCUGCCCUUUGGUCUGAUGAGUCCAAAUGUUUUUGGUUCCAACCGCCGUGUCUUUGUGAGACGCUGAGUAGGUGAAUGGAUGAUCUCUGCAUGUGUGGUUCCCACCGUGAAGCAUGGAGGAGGAGAUGUGUGGGUGCUUUGCUGGUGACACUGAUUAAUUUAGAAUUCAAGGCAUACUUAACCAGCGUGGCUACCACAGCAUUCUGCAGCGAUACGCCAUCCCAUCUGGUUUGAGGUUAGUGGGAAUAUAAAUUGUUUUUCAACAGAACAAUGACCCAACACACCUCCAGGCUGUGUAAGGGCUUUAUGACCAAGAAUGAGAGUGGUGGAGUGCUGCAUCAGAUUCCCUGGCCUCCACAAUCCCCUGAUCUCAACCCACUUGAGAUGGUUUGGGAUGAGUUGGACUGCAGACGGAAGGAAAAGCAGCCAACAAGUGCUCAGCAUGUGCGGGAACUCCUUCAAAACUGUUGGAAAAGCAUUCCAGGUGAAGCUGGUUGAGAGAAUGCCAGGAGUGUGCAAAGCUGUCAUGAAGGCAAAGAGUGGCUAUUUGAAGAAUCUCAAGUAUAAAAUAUAAUUUUAAAUUUAACACUUUUUUUGGUUACUACAUGAAUCCAUAUAUGCUGUUUCGUAGUUGUCAUGUCUUCACUAUAAUGGAGAG